CGCGGCGGCCCGUCCCCGCGGUGCAUUGUGGGCCGUAGCAAUAUGGCCGCCUCCUUGGUGUGGUGCUGAGGGGAGUUUAAUUCUCCGGCGCUGCAGGACGGUUCCCCUCCCACGGGGGCCGAAGCCAGCCCAGCCGCUAGGGGCCGGUGUGUGUGAGGAGGAGCCGGGGGAGGGCACGAUGGGCCGAGCUCGGCGCCCGCCGCAGCAGCCGGGGAGCGUGCAUUGCCCGCGGGGCUAGAGGCCCGGUCCCCCCGAGUGCUUCUAGCGACACCUCAGCCCGGCCGGGGCCGAGGAGAGCCCGGCCGGGGCUGCUGUCUGCGGGCGCCCCGAGCAGGAGACUCGCCGGCGCGGAGCCCCCCAGCAGACACCUGGGACGGGGCCCGCUGUCCCCCGCCCCUGCACCGGGGAAAGGGACACGCCCCCUCUCAGAGCCCCUCUCAGAGCCCCUCCUGGGAUCGGGACCCCACCGGCCCCUUCCUCUCCCAGUGUGUGCUGGGCUGGAGAUUGCUGAGCACGUGCUGCCUGGCCCCCUUCUCCCCCGAUGGAGUCUGAGAUGCUGCAGUCCCCCCUCCUGGGGCUCGGGGAGGAGGAUGAGGCAGACCUGACAGACUGGAACUUGCCUCUGGCCUUCAUGAAGAAGCGUCACUGUGAGAAGAUCGAGGGCUCCAAGUCUCUGGCCCAGAGCUGGAGGAUGAAGGACCGGAUGAAGACUGUUAGCGUUGCCUUAGUUUUGUGCCUAAACGUAGGUGUUGAUCCUCCUGAUGUGGUGAAGACAACUCCCUGUGCACGUCUGGAGUGCUGGAUAGAUCCUCUGUCAAUGGGUCCUCAAAAAGCUCUGGAAACGAUUGGUGCAAAUUUACAAAAGCAGUAUGAAAACUGGCAGCCCAGGGCCCGGUACAAGCAGAGCCUCGAUCCUACGGUGGAUGAAGUUAAGAAACUAUGUACAUCGCUGCGUCGAAAUGCAAAGGAAGAGAGAGUCCUCUUUCACUAUAAUGGGCAUGGUGUUCCCAGGCCAACAGUGAACGGGGAGAUCUGGGUCUUCAACAAGAACUAUACUCAGUAUAUUCCACUAUCCAUCUAUGACCUGCAGACUUGGAUGGGCAGUCCCUCCAUUUUCGUCUAUGAUUGCUCCAAUGCUGGCCUUAUUGUCAAGUCAUUCAAGCAAUUUGCACUACAGAGGGAGCAAGAGUUGGAGGUUGCUGCAAUUAACCCUAAUCAUCCACUUGCUCAGAUGCCUUUGCCCCCAUCAAUGAAGAACUGCAUUCAGCUGGCAGCAUGUGAAGCCAAUGAAUUGCUACCUAUGAUCCCUGACCUGCCGGCUGACCUUUUCACAUCAUGCCUUACGACACCAAUCAAAAUUGCUCUGAGGUGGUUUUGCAUGCAGAAGAGUGUUAGAUUGGUGCCAGGAGUCACGCUGGAUUUAAUAGAGAAGAUUCCUGGCAGACUGAAUGACAGGAGAACGCCUCUGGGAGAGCUGAAUUGGAUCUUUACAGCAAUCACAGACACCAUUGCGUGGAAUGUCCUGCCACGAGAUCUCUUCCAGAAGCUCUUCAGGCAGGAUCUGCUGGUGGCUAGCUUAUUUCGUAACUUCCUGUUGGCAGAAAGGAUUAUGCGGUCUUACAACUGUACCCCUGUCAGCAGCCCACGUCUACCUCCAACCUAUAUGCAUGCAAUGUGGCAAGCUUGGGACCUCGCAGUUGAUAUUUGCCUUUCCCAAUUACCAACAAUCAUAGAGGAAGGAACUGCAUUUCGGCACAGCCCAUUCUUUGCUGAGCAGCUAACAGCAUUCCAGGUGUGGCUAACGAUGGGAGUGGAGAACCGGAACCCGCCAGAACAACUGCCAAUAGUUCUGCAGGUGCUGCUGAGCCAGGUGCAUCGGCUGCGAGCUCUUGACUUGUUGGGAAGAUUUCUGGACCUGGGUCCCUGGGCCGUUAGCUUGGCGCUCUCUGUUGGCAUUUUCCCUUAUGUGCUGAAGCUGCUUCAGAGUUCAGCUCGGGAACUGAGACCACUUCUUGUCUUCAUCUGGGCCAAAAUUCUUGCGGUGGACAGUUCAUGCCAAGCCGACCUUGUGAAGGACAACGGUCACAAAUAUUUCCUUUCCGUCUUGGCAGAUCCCUACAUGCCAGCUGAACACAGGACUAUGACUGCUUUCAUUUUGGCUGUAAUCGUCAACAGCUACAAUACAGGGCAGGAAGCCUGCCUUCAAGGAAACUUGAUUGCCAUCUGCCUGGAGCAGUUAAAUGAUCCGCAUCCUCUACUGCGCCAGUGGGUGGCGAUUUGUUUAGGACGUAUCUGGCAGAAUUUUGACUCAGCAAGGUGGUGUGGCGUGAGAGACAGUGCCCACGAGAAGCUCUACAGUCUCCUCUCAGACCCCAUCCCAGAGGUUCGCUGUGCUGCAGUCUUUGCACUGGGCACGUUUGUGGGCAACUCGGCUGAGCGGACCGAUCACUCCACCACCAUUGAUCACAACGUGGCCAUGAUGCUGGCACAGCUCAUCAACGACGGGAGCCCCGUGGUUAGAAAGGAGCUGGUGGUGGCUUUGAGUCACCUAGUGGUUCAGUAUGAGAGCAAUUUCUGCACUGUUGCCUUGCAAUUUAUGGAAGAAGAGAAGAAUUAUCCUCUGCCCUCUCCAGCUACCACAGAGUGUGGGAGUUUGACGCCAGUGCGAGAUGGUCCGUGUACUCCGAGACUUCGUUCCGUCAGCUCCUAUGGGAACAUCCGAGCAGUCACCACGGCUAGGAACCUGAACAAGUCUCUGCAGAACCUCAGCUUAAAUGAAGAAUCUGGAAGCUGUGUUGCGUUUUCUCCUGGGAAUCUCAGCACCAGCAGCAGUGCUAGCAGCACCUUGGGCAGCCCUGAGAAUGAAGAGUAUAUCCUGUCAUUUGAGACCAUCGACAAGAUGAGAAGAGUUAGCUCCUACUCCUCGUUGAAUUCACUGAUUGGAGUUUCUUUCAAUAGUGUUUACACCCAAAUUUGGAGAGUCCUUCUACAUCUGGCUGCUGACCCCUACCCUGAUGUCUCAGAUGUGGCCAUGAAAGUACUCAACAGCAUUGCCUACAAGGCUACAGUAAAUGCCCGCCCCCAGCGCAUCCUUGACAGCUCCUCCCUCACGCAGUCUGCCCCAGCCAGCCCUACCAACAAGGGCAUGCACAUCCACCAAGUGGGAGGGUCUCCUCCAACUACCAGCACAAGCAUCUCCAGCCUGACAAACGACGUGACAAAACCGCCAGUCAGCCGGGACCUCCCAUCUGUAAGACCUUCAAAUGUAGGCAGUCUUGGGGUCCAGUACACCCCCCACUCCCACCAGUUCCCCAGGACGAGGAAAAUGUUUGACAAAGGGCCAGAUCAGACCACUGAUGAUGCAGAUGAUGCUGUUGGACACAAAAUCUUCAUUUCGGCCACAAUGCAGACAGGAUUUUGUGACUGGAGCGCAAAAUAUUUUGCUCAACCGGUCAUGAAGAUUCCAGAAGAGCAUGAUUUGGAGAGCCAGAUCCGCAAAGAGAGGGAAUGGCGGUUUCUACGCAACACCCGUGUCCGAAAGCAAGCACAGAAGAUCAUCCAGAAGGGUAUUUCACGGCUAGAUGAUCAAAUCUUUCUGAACAGGAAUCCAGGCGUUCCUUCCGUGGUGAAGUUCCAUCCAUUCACACCAUGUAUAGCAGUAGCUGAUAAAGACAGCAUCUGUUUUUGGGAUUGGGAGAAGGGGGAGAAACUGGACUAUUUCCACAAUGGGAACCCUCGCUACACCAGGAUCACAGCAAUGGAAUACCUGAAUGGACAAGACUGCUCUCUGCUCCUGACUGCCACAGAUGACGGUGCUAUCAGAGUGUGGAAGAACUUUGCAGACCUUGAAAGGAAUCCCGAGAUGGUGACUGCCUGGCAGGGCUUGUCGGACAUGCUGCCAACCACACGAGGUCUGGCCCGAAGGGUUUCAAUCUAUCUUGACAGAAGUAAACAGGGAGGAGCAGGGAUGGUGGUGGACUGGGAACAAGAGACUGGGCUUCUCAUGACAUCAGGAGAUGUGCGGAUUAUCCGGAUCUGGGACACAGAUCGAGAAAUGAAAGUACAGGAUAUCCCCACAGGAGCUGACAGCUGUGUGACCAGCCUGUCGUGUGACUCUCACCGCUCGUUGAUUGUGGCAGGGCUCGGUGAUGGCUCCAUCCGUGUCUAUGACAGGAGGAUGGCUCUGAGUGAAUGCCGCGUCAUGACCUACCGGGAGCACACAGCCUGGGUCGUGAAGGCAUAUUUGCAGAAACAUCCUGAAGGCAACAUCAUGAGCGUCAGCGUGAAUGGAGAUGUCCGUUUCUUCGACCCCAGGAUGCCAGAGUCUGUGAAGGUCCUUCAGAUAGUCAAAGGGCUGACCGCCCUGGACAUUCACCCACAGGCCAAUCUGUUUGCAUGUGGCUCAAUGAAUCAGUUCACUGCGAUCUACAAUGGGAAUGGAGAGCUGAUCAAUAAUAUCAAAUACUAUGAUGGAUUUAUGGGACAGAGAGUCGGAGCCAUCAGCUGCCUGGCUUUCCAUCCUCAUUGGCCUCACCUGGCGGUUGGAAGCAAUGACUACUACAUCUCCGUGUACUCGGUGGAAAAGCGGAUCAGAUAACAGCAGUCUCAUCGGAGAAAGGGAGAGUCCCAGCGGGCAGGGCCAUGUCUCCCCUGUCAUGUAUAUAGAGAAAUGAUCGACUUGAAUGUUUAGUGUUGGCUGCUGCUGCUGCAACCCAUAACUUGAACAUUUUUUUUUCUUCUGACUCAGCUACUGAUGAUUUGGAGAGGUGGAAAGAGAGACAUUCUUCUAUUUUCUUUUCAGCCAGAACCUCUAAAAACUACAGAAAAGGAACAUUUAUUUUUUGUUUUCAAUGGUUGCUUCUGUUACAAACAUGGUUCCAAGGCUCCGAAGGACUGGAUGAGACGAUACCUUUGUGAGGGGCUUUUUAUUUCCGUCUUUGUUCCUUUGUUUCGUGGGGGUCUAGGUAACUUAAGGAAUUAAGUCAGGACUCGCCUACAGCUCCAUGUUUUCUCACCCUACCAAGUGACCCCUCUACCUGUUACCUACCCUGUGCCAAAGAGCAACCCCUCGGGCAGGCAACAGGAUCCCAGCUGCCCGCCUGCAGAAUAUCACACCCGGUCUUGAGCAAUCUGUGUGUAACCGAGAGAAGGGAGACGGGAAAUCAUCUGCGGGGCUCGCUGGCCUCCCUCUCUCGUGUUCCUUCUCCAGUGGAAGUACGGACAGAGCGAGCGGACGAGCGGGCAUGGCAGCAGGAGGAAGAGGGAAGGGGGGCGGAGGGGAGGAGAGCAAUAGUAGUGUGGAACACUGACAGGCCAUAAAGCUCUGCAUCCAGAUGGAGGAGAAACAAGAAAAUGAGCAACAUCCUCAGUGCCCUAAGGAAAUUGGAUUGUCAUUGAUGUAACUACUCUCUGUUCAUGGGCACGUACCUAUGUCAGUGCAGGUGAGUGGAGUGAGAGACUUUGUCUUAUUCACUCCGUUGUUUCAGGAGUCGCUGUCCCUUUGCCCACAGCACGUGAGAUGUCCUGACAACUGCACAGACAGAGAGAGGGCUCGUUCUACCCCUGCCUUAAACCAUAGGCUUUCAUUUUGUUCAGAAGUGCUAAUAUUCUGCUAGCUAAUGGACGUGACUUUAUACACCCAGCUGUAUACAUGUGCAUUUGCAUGCACCUUGGUCUAUAUGCAUCUGGGCAUAUUUGUAUGUGUCUGUAUGAACCCAGGCAGAUACGCAUUGCAUUGGCAUGUCCUUGUGUCCACACAUCUGGGCAUCCACGUGUAUGUUCUGAUUACAAGAGAAUCACUGCCGUCCUGGAGGCAGAGGGGCCAACAACAGAUCAUUCUGCCUGGCGCAAGACCAUCUUGUCCCCAAUCUCUAGGGAAAGCUGAUCCCCUCUCUCACGUCGGUAAUGAAGAUUCCUGUCCCUUGGAAUCCAUAAUGCGUCUUGAGAUUGAUUUGGGGAAGGAGGUGGCAAAGCUGAAGGGAGCAUUUCCCCAAUAAAGUACUGUCUAGAUGUGAAUCAGUUGGGCGGGAAGAACAAAACCCUGUAAAGUAACAGUGAUGAUGCUAAGCUCUCCAAAUCUAGGAAAACUCUCUCCAUCCUGGUUCUGGCAUCACCGUUCCUCACAGGCCAGCAGAGGUGCCUAAGUCAAUGACAGUAGUGUUAAUGAGAAAAGAAAUGAACAACAUUGUUGCUGCUUUUUGUUGUGGGCAGUAGUUUCACCUCCCCCACUGAACUCAGCUGGGGAUGGCUGACCUUGCCAGAUCAUUUUGCUUCCAGAGAUGCUCAUUCAGCAUUCACGCAGCCUGAAUGCAGCCAGGCAAUGCCAUGGCAUCCGAAUCAGCCAGGAUCCUAUCGUGCUCUGCCAUUAAGAGUCAAAUAGUAAAACGCCGCUGUCUGCAAAUCUCAAAGUAGUCCUGUUGCAAGGUGGCUUGAGCUGUGGGGACUGAGGCAGGUACCCCAGCUGGGGCACUUUCCCCACGCGCAAGCACAACUGCAGUCUUCUCUACCCUCCGGUGAUCUACGGGCCGCCUCGCAGGAUGCUGAGUCGAAAGCGGUGGAAGGAAAUCUGGAGGAGCUGCUGUUUUCCCUAACACUCUGUGUUUUUCUAAUAUGUGGACUACCAAAAGUUAGUGAUGGGCUAAAAAAAAAAAAUUGCCUCUCUUGGUGGCCCAUUGAGCUGCUGUUAUACACAGAUUUACUUGCCCCAGUGUCUGUUGCAGUGGUACCAGUCUCGCCCCUCUGAUUACCAUGCCUGUCCCUCUGCGCAUGGCUCUGAGCUCAGGGAAUGGCCAAGGCCAGGUGUGCUAGGCCAGCAUUGAGGCAGAGGUUGGGAUUUGCAGAUAACUGACUAACGUGCACUAUUUACAAACACCAGAGAUUUUUAACCUCAAUCAGUGGAUUUGUGUAAAGAACAAGCGAUACCUGGCAAACUGCAAAGGUGCAUUGUGGGAAGCUGCUUUGUCUUCAUACCAGCAUUCCCCGAGCGCCCUCCCAGCCUGUGCAGCCAGGAGUAGGGUUUUUAACUGACUCAGCCUGUUGAGCUUUCAUCUAAGCGUGUGCGUGUCUGGGCUCUGUCUGCACAGGGCUGAUGCAAAAAUUCAAUCAUGAAGUUUAACCAAGGCUCUGGAGAGCAUCCUACCUAAAAGUUCACUUCUCUCUAUUUAUUUUACAAAAAUAAAAAGAUAUUAAAAAAAAUAAACUCCGAGAUUGUAUUGUGAGAGUAAAAUAAAUACAAACAAUAAAUGGUUAAUAAAAUAUAAAUGCAGAAA
Chrysemys picta bellii (western painted turtle) is the source of this 7268-nucleotide messenger RNA. It is a transcript of the gene RPTOR, whose product is annotated as regulatory associated protein of MTOR complex 1. Gene Ontology annotation, molecular function: protein binding; protein-macromolecule adaptor activity. The record is from RefSeq and is a predicted model, not a curated record. Gene Ontology annotation, biological process: TORC1 signaling; cellular response to starvation; cellular response to amino acid stimulus. Gene Ontology annotation, cellular component: TORC1 complex; cytoplasm. Lineage: Eukaryota; Metazoa; Chordata; Testudines; Emydidae.